This is a messenger RNA of Penicillium diatomitis, 2820 nucleotides long. RefSeq lists its product as uncharacterized. The record is from RefSeq and is a predicted model, not a curated record. Lineage: Eukaryota; Fungi; Ascomycota; Eurotiomycetes; Eurotiales; Aspergillaceae. Bases 484 to 2820 code for a protein of 778 amino acids. The transcript is spliced from 4 exons.
AUGGCAAAGCGCCUGGGUUUCAAUUCGGAUUGGAUAGCGAAGCGUGCCCGCGAAGACAUUGACCUUCUUCCUCACAACCGUCAAACUUUUCGAGGGAAUCUGUGCACUGGCUAACUUGCAUGUAUAUAUCGAGCGUUCUUUGCCGAUCCAUUCUGCCCUUCACAGUACGCUGAGGUCCCGCGCAGACAAGCGGUAGGGAAUCGACAGACACAGCACUCCACAAGGGAGUCCGACGUCUCACUACGAGAACUCGAAUCUAAUUACCAGAGCGAGUCCCCCCAAUUUGGCAGCUCGCUCAAUGCGCAUCCGAGCACCACUCAUGCAAGAGGAAGCGAUGGGAAUUCGGUCCGCCAGUCGGGUAAUGACCAGGAUGACCGGGUUUCUACACUAGAAUAUUCCGCGGAUGAGAUCCCUGAAACCGAGACUCGACAGGAUCCGGAACUUUGGACAGACAUACGUAGCAGUUACGUGGGGCCAGAGAACAUGACAGAGACUUCGCAUCACGAUGCGACCACUGAUUUGUUUCCACUGGAUCGAAGAUUCUCGCCAGAACCCUCAGGCUCCACGCAGACACAUAAAAACAGUCAUGAGCGUCAAAACCACGCGAGUAACUGGAAAUCACCCUAUGUGGAAGCUGAAAAUGAUAGCGAUUCGAAUGAGAUGCAGUCUCCAGGCCCCGAUACUGCCCAGGUUUCCAGGAAAGGCGUGGGUGGACACGAGGCACAUUGGCCUCGUGAUGGUUUCAACGGCGCUCAGCCCAACGCUAUUCAUAUCGAAAAACAAGACGAUUCUUCCACAAAUAAGCCUUGCGGGGAGUUUCCCAUGUGUACCGGUAGAAGUGAAUUGGAACCUACUUUUCACAUCAACCCUCAAAUUAACGUUGAGUCAUCUUCAGUGCAUGAGUUCCCUGCCCACUUAGUCAGCUCUUCCGCGGCCGCUAAACCAACAAGUGAUGAGGCGUACUUCCCUCACCCGUUUGAUGUGAUGGAUAUUAGCUUAGACUCACCACUUCCGGCAAAAUCUGUGCAUCAGGCAGGUGCGUUGGUUGACAGCAGCGAUGGCACAUGGCGCGCGGCACAAAUUCCAUACGUACAAACUCCACUGAAUGGCGGACAUGUGGCAGAUUCGGUUGAUAGGGUUCUUGAUCCUGUGCCUCCGGUCUCGCAUUCCGGGAUCAGAACACCACCAAGUCUCCGGACCAGUCAUAAGACGUCCACAUCCGACAUGAACUAUCGAAUGCAUUUUAGCCAGGAAUCGUGCCUGCAAGAAGCUACUACUGGCGCGACGUGGACCGAGGCACAAACCUCAGAUGUAUCAGAUGUAGAAACUCCAUCACUUGGCGAACAUGGACCAUCCGUGACCUCGGAUGCUACAAAUCCCAAUCCAAGCAAAGUUCUGACACCAGGUGGAAUCGAAGAAGGCCACUGUAAUUCGUACAAAGCCAGUGCCAGCGCUCGCGGAUUCAAAAGGAACAUCUCGAAAUUCUCAGGACCCAAUAAAGCUAGAGCGAUCGAGGAAAAGCAGCUCACCCGGCGACUUACACGGAAAUGGCGACGGUGGCUGGGCGCACCACAUAGAAUCAGAACACGCGAGAGGAAUCACCGGGGAACUGACGGCCCCCGCUCGAUGAAAUGCUCCAAUGAAUUGCUAAUGAAUGCGAUGAAGGACUGUUUCCACAUGUCUCAGAGCACUCACGGACCUGAUUCACGAGGCAUGAACCCGGCAGAAAUUCGCGAAGUGUCGUCACCUUCUUGGCAAGGACAUACGAUGCAGUAUCCAGUUACAAUGGAUCGAGGUGGAAGUAUGGAAAGGAGCUUCUGUUCUCAAGCCGAGGCACCGUCACAGCUAUACCAGCCAACAUUUUCUUUCUAUGGCAGUGGAAAUCAAAGCCCACCAUCUUCGAGGGUUCAUGGAUUUCAACUUCCAUCAGCCUUGCCACACAACCACGAGACAGAUGACACUGACGCCGAUACACAAAUAGAUAAGAUGAAUAAGCGCCAAAUGUCCAGCACGGAGUCUAAAACGAAGGAAGACCCAAUCGCUGUAUCACCGAUCGGACCCGGGCUAGAACAGCCUCAGACACAGCCUAAUGCAGAUGUGGUUGAUCAGCGACAAGAUACCGCUGUAGCGAACCAUAUUCUUGACUCAAAAGACACGCAUACCGCAAGGUUGCAGAGAUACGAUGCUAUUUCAGGCCGUGCUCGUCCGCAACGUUACAAAUUAGGGCCGAAGGGAGAAAAAAACUUUCAAGCUACAAACGUCGCAUACGCCUCAUGGGUUGUUCUCAACGGUACCUAUAUCAAGACUGUGGAGCAUCGCGCGAAAUCUGAAGUCAAAAAUCAUGUGGAAAGACAUAUUUCCAGGGCAACUAACAAGAGUGGCCAAUUUUACAACAUAAACCUACGCCCAGUCGAGCUAGAAUAUGGGAAGCCGGGCUACAUAAGCUUGGAGGAUUUUAUCAAAGAUGAUGACAUCCUUUUGUAUCAGGAAACGAGCCACGCAGAAGUGAAGAAUACAUCGGCGUUUAUUGAAACAAUCGCACAAAGGGUAACAACUAGCUUGCGCCGUUAUCUUUCCCGAGAGAAUUCUGCUGCGCGGGAAAAAGCGGAACGCAAAGAAGUAAAGGCAAGACAAGCACGCCUGCGCAAGGAAAAACUGACGACAGAAAAGGAGGGGGCCGUGAAAAGACUACGUAAGAGUUCACAGGUAAAAGGCGAUACAAAAAAAUCAAGAAACCGGAAAGGCCGGAAGAAUGAGAAACAAGUCUCGGAUAGAAAGUUACGAACAGCUCUGGAACGGAGUGGAUUGGCUCAAUUUUAA